This is a messenger RNA of Danaus chrysippus (African queen), 285 nucleotides long. NCBI's taxonomy places the organism in Eukaryota, Metazoa, Arthropoda, Insecta, Lepidoptera, Nymphalidae. The record is from the annotation of a GenBank genome assembly.
AUGCAUUGGGCUGCUUGCGGUCUGUACGGCUGUGGAUUGAUACUUUAUCUAGCGACGAGGUACUAUUACGAGAAUGAAUUCAAAAACGCUAAUAUCGAUCGUGAUUUUGACGUUUGUUUUCGCAGAGGCCAGUAUAUUAAAGAAGAAAUCUCUGAUAAGUCCAAUAUCACAAGAUCGCUGUUACACAUGCAAGAUGGAAGACAAACCUCUCGUUUGGCCAAUCAUAUCGUACAUGAACAAGCUGAAAGAUACCGUCCUACGCGGAUUCAACGCACUAUCGGAUAA